This is a messenger RNA of Podarcis raffonei (Aeolian wall lizard), 1973 nucleotides long. Its product is annotated as coagulation factor XIII B chain-like. The transcript is spliced from 9 exons. The record is from RefSeq and is a predicted model, not a curated record. NCBI's taxonomy places the organism in Eukaryota, Metazoa, Chordata, Lepidosauria, Squamata, Lacertidae. The coding region runs from base 591 to 1973 and encodes 460 amino acids.
CUAAUGAACACCUUUUUGUAUGGAGUAGUGGCUAAGGCACACAUUCUUUCGCCAGCAAUUUCUGCUGAUAUAAUGCAUUUUGCAUGUUAUUUUCACCAAUUCAUUUCCUGCAUACUUUCCCUAAAAGAUGCAUUUUUGUAUUCACUGUUUUAUUGGAGAACCUCCUCCCAAAUUUGUAUGAGUUUUGAAGGGCAACUGUGUUUUGGUUCUUGUGUUGUUUUGUGAAAUGAGAAUUGGAUAUAUUUGGCUUUAAAUGCAAAGUGAAUUGCAUUUAUCCCUUACUAGGUUAAUAGAUGGCUAAAAGGGCUUGCCCAAAAGUUUUCAACACUUGCAAAAAGGACUCUCUUCUUUGGGCUCAUUGCCAGGGCUAUACCAAAGGGCCAGUGCUUCGACCACUGUUGCCAGAAUUGCAACAUAAAACUGACCCACCUUCUGCAAACAUGCCUUGCUGGGUUAAAGAGUUCAUGUUCCCCGUUCCAGUAAAUCUUCCUCUUCUCAUGACACAGAGCCAUGAACCACUGGUGAAACCAAAAGUGACUUUUGCAAGGUCAGUCAUUAGAAAAAUUAGAAGGUGAGCAACAAGCACUGCUAUGAAGAACUUGCUGGUCUAUCUUCUACCAUUUCUUCAGUGGACAUGCUGUACUUCCCAAAUGGUGAGUGAUGAACCACCUGACAUUGAUUUUGGGGAAAUAAGAAGUGGUGAGAAGGCCGCUUACGUUGAAAGUGACAGAGUGCAAUACAACUGCAACCCUGGAUUUGCAUUGCAAGGCUCCAAGUGGAUAACAUGCAGUGGACAAAAGUGGACACCACCACCAAAAUGCUUGGCACCUUGUAUUGUCACAAAACAACAGCUAGAGGCCAAAAACCUGCUUCUGUCUGGGAAUCGAGUACGGACACAACUGAUUCAACAUAAUCAUAUGUUGCAGUUCCAGUGCAGGGAAGGGCAUGUCCUCACGGUGCCUAUGGACAGGAAGUGUCUUGAUGGGCACAUGGAUUUGCCAUCAUGUAUCUCUGAAAGAGGGAAAAACUGUAGCCGCCCACCUGCUAUUGAGAAUGGAGACAUUAUUACCUUAUCAAAGAAGCAGUACAAGGCUGGCUCUUCAGUUCAGUUCAAAUGCCAAAAAUAUUAUGCUCUGGAAGGAGAUAACAGAACUUUUUGUGAUAAUGGGACCUGGACAAAAGCACCUGUUUGCUUAGAACCCUGUGCAAUCUCUUUGGCUGAAAUGGAAAAUUGGAAGAUAGAAAUUAAAAGGAUGUUGGAUGAAGUCAUAUCUGAAAACAUCUAUGUACCACGUGGUGGUUCUGUUGAGUUCACCUGUAAAAUGGGCUACAUGGUUACAACAAAUCCUUCACAAUCUGUUUCUGUAAUCCAGUGCAAUGGAGAUUCAAUUGUGUAUCCUGAAUGCAAAGAAAUUGUCUGCUCCCCACCACAAGUAGAAAAUGGCAACUUUCAGCCUAAUCAGAUUCAGUAUGAAUAUCAAGACACAAUCGAAACACAGUGUCAGUCUGGGUAUCAGCUUCAGAGCCACCAAGCCACUUCCACGUGUACAGAGACGGGGUGGUCUCCUCCUCCGAUAUGUAUUCCAAAGAACUGUGACUAUAUUCGGAUUGAGAAUGGACAACUAUCUGAUACCCAUGAACGCUGGAAAGACUACUAUUUUCCAAGAAGGGUGGGACAAACAGUUGACUAUCGUUGCAGUCAUGGUUUUCUACCAAGAAAUAAAGAAACAUGGGAUAGAAGUUCAUGCACCAAAUUCGGCUGGAGUCCAGAACCAAAAUGCUUCAAGAAAUGUGAUAUUCCUAGACUGCUUGCACAUGGUACCUUCAAUGCCCAUACUUGGCAGAAGUUCAUAGAAGGUGAUGAAAUUUCGUAUUCUUGUGAGGCUGGAUAUCAUCCUACAAAUCAACAAGCUAAGGCCGUGUGCACCAAAAAUGGCUGGUCACCUACUCCACGUUGUAAUGUAAAAAGGUGA